GGCUCAUCAUCGUGAUGUUGUUGAUGUCACACAUUUCUUUCGGACGGGUGGGCGCCUUGCUAACAAACUUCCCAAAAUGGAGAAUUUUCUAACAUCACAACAAGUUUAAUGGCGUCGUCUGUAAAACAAAACGCAUCCAGUGAUGUCAAAAAUAGAUUUGCGACAAAGGAAGGGGUCUAUACCUUGAUGAACCUGUCGGAAUAUUGUAGACCAAAUAGGUUGCCUUAUACUGUUCAACAUCCUUUUCCAGUUCGCAUGUCGUUUGUGACUUUGAAAGAAAAAGAUUGUACUACAGAAAGAAUUGCUUUCAAUGUCGGAAAAGAAUUAUAUGUUUAUGUGUACAAGGGCGUCAAAAAGGCUGCAGAUUUGAACAAACCACUUGAUAAGCGUGGAUACAAGGGGACAUUUCCAACUUGUCAUGACUUCAAUUUACCAACAAGAAGUGUAGAUUUUCUUGAGCUAAUAAUUGGCUUUUCUGCUGGACAGAUUCAACUUAUUGAUCCAAUUGGUCAUGAACUAAACAAGCUUUACAAUGAAGAGAGACAAGUUGACAAAUCUUCAGUCAAAUGUAUUAAGUGGAUCCCUGGAUCAGAAAACUUGUUUUUGGCUGCAUAUGACAGUGGUAAUAUGUAUGUUUACAACAAAGAAAAUCCUCCAUGUCUUGAUUCACCUACAUUUACAUUACUGAAGCAAGGACCUGGAUUUCAGAUUUUUGGUAAUAAAACAAAGACACAGGGAAAUCCAGUGUGCAAGUGGUCAAUUGGCAAAGGAAGUAUUAACGAAUUUGCUUUCUCACCAGACUGUAAGCAUUUAGCAAUAGUCAGCCAAGAUGGCUAUUUAAGAAUCUUUGACUUUGAUGGUCAGUCAUUAAAUGGGAUCAUGAGGAGCUAUUUUGGUGGUUUGUUGUGCAUAUGUUGGAGUCCUGAUGGCAAGUACAUUGUCACUGGUGGAGAAGAUGAUCUCAUAACAGUAUUCUCAUUUUAUGAAAAUCGUGUUAUAGCAAGAGGCAUUGGACAUCAGUCUUGGGUUGGUAUGGUCAGGUUUGACCCAUACCUCACAAGCAUCAGUGGUGGGGGUAGGUUAGACAGCAAUAAGGGUAAAGGGACAGAGGGGGAUAUCAGAAAGUCAACCUGCAGUGAGAGACAUAGUGCAAUAGACAUUGAUCGACCAAAUGCAUCAUAUCGACUUGGGUCAGUAGGCCAAGAUACAAUGCUUCUAUUAUGGGACAUAACUGAAGAUGUCCUCAGGCCAAUCAAACCAAGGGCUCGUAGUUUACGAGCACAAGCCUCUUUAACAGGCAACAAUAUCUCAAAUGGACCUUCUAAAGAAGCUAACCACAUACAGAGCUAUAUCACAACUCAUAAUUUGAGUUCUUCUGUGGAGGAGUUACUGAAUUUGGAUGAUAAGUCAUUUGGUUCUGUAAUAUGUCCAGUGUUUGAUGAUGUUCCACAAUUGGAGCCACUUGUUGCUAAGAAAAUUUCAAUGGAAAGACUUUGUGGCUUAGAGUUUCGUGAAGACUGUUUGAUUAUUGCUUGCCAAGAAGGCUACAUUAGUACAUGGGCAAGACCUGGAAAAUCAGUACCUCCCGGGACAGUGGUGUGAUAUAAGAGCAAAACUUUUAUAGUUGUUUGGAAAAUAUCCAUUUCAUACAUGUAAUUGUGGAACAAGAAUAUAUGAAUUUAGUAAAUUUUCAUUUUGCUCGAAGUAUGUCACAUUUUGUGUUGCAUCUGAGCUCCCAAACAAGAGAGCAAGAUUGAGUGUGAGAGCAAAAGUUAAGAGUUCAAGAAAAAACGUGAACAAAGAGAAUGUACUUAUUUAUAUAUAAUAGUAAAGAUUUUCUGUAAAUUGGUUCAUUUAAACAACAUUUCCGCUAUUCCCACCUUUUA
This is a messenger RNA of Xenia sp. Carnegie-2017, 1886 nucleotides long. Its product is annotated as WD repeat-containing protein 20-like. Gene Ontology annotation, molecular function: protein binding. Lineage: Eukaryota; Metazoa; Cnidaria; Anthozoa; Malacalcyonacea; Xeniidae. The record is from RefSeq and is a predicted model, not a curated record. Bases 109 to 1602 code for a protein of 497 amino acids. The transcript has 4 exons.